AUGGUUCGCCCCGUCAACCCGUCAACACUUUUCCACCUCGAGCCGGCUGAUGAGAGAACGAGAGAUAUCACCAAUCACCAAGACAAUGCCCCUUUCAUCUCCAUGAGCUCCGAAGGCCAGCCAUCUCUUGAAAUCGGCUACCAUGUAUCGUCGCGGCCCCGCGGGGGUCGCAUCAUCGCCAAGCUCGGCCGUGGUACUGAGGCAGACCUAGUUCUGCUGGCCAAGAACAUCGCCCUGGUCCACAUCGCCUUCGAGGUUCAUCCCGAAUCUGGCGCGAUCCUUCUCUGCGUCCGUGCUGACAAGAUUCGCUCCGUCACGGUCCACCCUCGCGGGCUGAGACCCGACGGCGAUUUCCGCCAGCUGGUCUUAGUCCCAGGGGAGCGUGCCAUCGACUUGGACUCUGGGCACUUGAUCGCGGCCAAACGCGUCAUUCCCAGGAAUGAAAGGGAACGGGCGAGGCUCCACAGGGAAAUCAAAACAAUGGCGACGCUAGACCAUCCACAUGUCAUCGACUUUCUUGGCUGGGGAGAAAUACCGGGCAAUCCAGACGGUGUUCGAAUCUUUUUGCCACUCCGGCAUGGGAAUUUCCUCGACCUCAUCUCUCUGCUCAAGAAGCCAGAGGAGCCUUUCAUUUUCCAGGUUGCCUUUGAGAUGCUAUCGGCUCUAGAUUACUUGGCCUUGCGCAACCUAUGCCACCGAGACGUCAAGCCGGCCAAUAUCCUUUGCGAAAGGAAGAAUGACGGUACAUACAUCUUUCAACUUUCUGAUUUUGGGCUUGUCGACCACCAACAACUCGCUCAGUCGGUUUGCGGAACUAGCGUUUUCACGGCCCCUGAGGUUCUUGACGGUGGUGGCUUAGAGAAGAGUCACCAGUCUCCAAAGAUGGACGUGUGGUCUCUCUUUGUCACGCUCGCUGGCAUCAUGACUUGGACCGACUUUGACCAAGACAAACUCGACGACUUCACCUCCCACUCGCAGCCUCUUGACGCCCGCCGCAGGUGUUCCGGCACCGAAACGCUGGGAGAACCGGCAGGCGGCGUCAUCGCCACCAGCAUCGGAGCCAAGGACUGCAUUCACUUCGAGUCCAUCGACAGUCAGAGUAGCCCCCCCAACACCGUCGCGGCGUCGGCAUCCCUACGAAAGGAUGUCCAUGGUAAGAACUCGCGCGAUGCGGCAACGAGAGUGGCGAGAUAG
This is a messenger RNA of Hirsutella rhossiliensis, 1194 nucleotides long. RefSeq names its product kinase. Gene Ontology annotation, molecular function: protein serine/threonine kinase activity; ATP binding. The transcript is spliced from 4 exons. Gene Ontology annotation, cellular component: nucleus. Gene Ontology annotation, biological process: protein phosphorylation; mitotic DNA damage checkpoint signaling. The record is from RefSeq and is a predicted model, not a curated record. Bases 1 to 1194 code for a protein of 397 amino acids. NCBI's taxonomy places the organism in Eukaryota, Fungi, Ascomycota, Sordariomycetes, Hypocreales, Ophiocordycipitaceae.